AUGGCAUGGCAACGCAGAUAUUACAAGCUGGAGGCUCAAUUAACACAAGCCCAAAAGAGGAUCAACAACCUGACAAAGGCCAAGCUUGCGGAUCUCAAGGCCAAGCUGCUCUCCUCACAGGUGUUGGCCCACAAAUUGCUCACUAACCUUGCCUCCUCCCAGCCCAUCAUUCAGGCCCUCAAAGCCAGUCUGAGCACCCUGAAACAGGAUUCUGCUGGUCAGCUUGAGUGA
Puccinia triticina is the source of this 231-nucleotide messenger RNA. RefSeq lists its product as uncharacterized. The record is from RefSeq and is a predicted model, not a curated record. Bases 1 to 231 code for a protein of 76 amino acids. The transcript has 2 exons. NCBI's taxonomy places the organism in Eukaryota, Fungi, Basidiomycota, Pucciniomycetes, Pucciniales, Pucciniaceae.